AUGGCGAAGUCUGCGUCUUCCGUCGACUGGCUGAAUAGGGUGUUCGGCGACUCCAAGUACUCAGACCUAACCAUCGAAUGCGGCGAGAGCACAUGGCACGUCCAUAGAGUCGUCAUAUGUGCGCAGUCGCCCUUCUUCGACAAGGCCUGCUCAAAUGGUUUCAAGGAGACAUCAUCCAAGCUCAUCAAACUUGAAGAUGAUGACCCGACGAUCGUCCGGGAGAUGUUGAGAUACCUCUACACGGGCGACUAUCUCGAGCAGACGAAGGAGGGAGAGGAAGGUUCUCGGCGCAGCGCACUGAGCACGAAUGUGCACAUCCACACCAUUGCGGAUAAGUAUGACAUCCCCGCCCUGGGUGACGUUGCCAUCAGCAAAUUCUCCGCCCGUGCUGCUAGAGAGUGGAAGACCGAGGCGUUCGCCGGUGCCAUCGAGGAGAUGUACACUUCCGCGAACGAGAACAAGGAGCCAAUGCACAAAGCCGCCGUCGCCAUCGCAGCCGAAAAUGCGAAGACGCUUCUCAACGACGAUUGUGGUCAGGCAUUUCGAAAGAUUGCGGAGGCAGUGCCCAAGUUCGCAGCCGAAUUAUCGAUCGAGAUCGUCAACAUGAAGGAGAAGAUGCCGCCAACCUUUGCGAGAUAUCGCUGUCCCAAUUCGAUGCGCUGCAACAAGGUCAACAUGCUCGAAGGUUUAGGCCAGGCCAGCGGUAGUCGGACAUGCACCUACUGUUCGAAUCAAUAUUAUGUGAAUGUUUGGGUUUCGAAGAAACUCGACGAUUAG
This is a messenger RNA of Zasmidium cellare ATCC 36951, 777 nucleotides long. RefSeq lists its product as uncharacterized. The transcript has 4 exons. Bases 1 to 777 code for a protein of 258 amino acids. The record is from RefSeq and is a predicted model, not a curated record. Lineage: Eukaryota; Fungi; Ascomycota; Dothideomycetes; Mycosphaerellales; Mycosphaerellaceae. Gene Ontology annotation, molecular function: protein binding.